Molecule: messenger RNA, 1419 nt
Organism: Poecilia latipinna (sailfin molly)
Lineage: Eukaryota; Metazoa; Chordata; Actinopteri; Cyprinodontiformes; Poeciliidae
Product: contactin-4-like
Exons: 7
Coding region: 1-1419 (472 amino acids)
Cellular component (GO): membrane
Source: RefSeq, a predicted model, not a curated record
AUGUCUCAGGACGUCUCCUCUGCUCAGUCAGGAAUCACAUCAGUCGUGUCUCCAAAGGAGAAUUCAUUUCUCCGUGUAAAGAGUCUGAAGGCUGCUGAAACCUACUGUGAUGCCGGACAGAAGGGAGCUCAGUGCUAUGGCGCUUUGGGAGGAACUGUGGCCUUCAAGCUGAUGGACGAAACCUCAGAAAAACACAGAUUCAAUUUGAAGAAGGAAGUAUCAAUGACGAAUGAAUCAAACCAAAUUAUUCUUUCUGUCAGAAGCAAUGUGAUUACUUCCAACACCAUGAGCAGCAGAUCUGUCUUUAUUCUUAAUAACGGAACAUUCAAGAUCAAUAACCUGAGCAGAAGCGACGGUGGUAAAUAUACGCUUGAGAUUUUUGAUUCUACUGGGAAAAGAAAAGAGAAUAGGACUCUACAGCUGCAUGUUCAGGCCCGUGUGUCGUCUGUGCGUAUGAUCUCGGAGUGUGUGGCUCAGUUGUUAAAGGUGUCCUGUCUCUCUGAGGGUGGGGACAGUCCUCAGUACUCCUGGUUUCUGAAUGGACAACCAACCGGAGACACAGAGAUCGUGAACAGAAAUCCUGUGAAUAACAUCAUUAUUCUGAAACAAAACAUGUCAGGAUACCUGACCUGCUCGGUUUGGAAUAAGAUCAGCAGUGUCUCAGAAGAAAGGAGGAUAUCUCUUUGUGAAGAUAAGACUCAUGAAACUCAAUGUAGCAUCCAAGAAGACAAAGCAAAGUGUUAUGGAGCUUUGGGAGGAGCCGUGGUCAUUCAACUGAUGAACAACACUUCACAAACACCCAAAUAUGAAUGGAAAAAUAAAACAUCAACAAUCCUAAGAGGGAGAUGGAACAAUUUUGCUCCAAAUGACAUGGAGGGCAGAAAUAUCUUUAUUCCCCUGUAUGGUACGUUCAGCAUCAUGAAUCUCUGCAGAGCUGACAGCGGUAGCUACACUUUGGAAACGUUUGAUUCAGAUGGACGAAAAAUAGAAGAGAGGAGUCUUCAGCUGAUUGUUGAAGCUCCUGUGUCCUCUAUCAAGCUGGUGCCUGAGUGUUUGUCCCAGGGUCAGAUGAAGGUGUCCUGUCACCCAGACGCAGGUGAUAGUCUGCAAUACAACUGGACUCUGGAUGGACGCACACUGACAGACUCUGAGCUCUUCUCAGGAAGUAAUGAGACUGACGUCAUUGUUCUGAGGCAGAAUAUCUCGGGACGUCUGGUCUGCUCAGUCUGGAAUCAAGUCAGCCACGCCUCUGAGGAAAAAACUCUACUGGUUUGUGAAGAUUUCUCUCUGCUCAUACACAGUUUGCUGUUUGGUUCAACAGCUCUUUCCUGUUCUGGCAUUUGGCUCUAUUUCAAAUUGAAGGAGACCAAAUACAAGGAGUUUGUUGGUCACACCACUAAGAAAAGAGAAUCCAGAUGA